Messenger RNA from Enhydra lutris kenyoni (northern sea otter), 1137 nucleotides. Its product is annotated as collagen alpha-1(I) chain-like. The transcript is spliced from 2 exons. Bases 1 to 1137 code for a protein of 378 amino acids. NCBI's taxonomy places the organism in Eukaryota, Metazoa, Chordata, Mammalia, Carnivora, Mustelidae. The record is from RefSeq and is a predicted model, not a curated record.
AUGUGCCCGCACCCGCCGUCCCAGGCCGGUCGUCCGGCGCGCAGGGGACGCCGCGGCCCUGAGAGCCUCUGCGCCUCGCGGGGCCGGGCCUGGAGCCGGCGGCGGUCAUACAAAACCCGCGCCCGGAGCGCGGGGACCGGAAGCGCCCGCGGUCCGCCCUUCCGCCUCCAGAACGCGGGCGCGGGGCCGGGGAGCCGCGCCAGGCCUGGGGCGCCUGCUGGCGUGGCCCGGCAGGCCUCCGGGGGAGCCUCUUUCCACCCCCGGCCCAGUGUCUUCGCCUCCCUCGGUCUCCUCCCGAGGGGGCGAGAGCAGGCCGGAGGAGGGAUCCAAGCCUGGCCCCCAGACCCCGGCCCCGCCGGGCCUAGCUCGAGGAGAGGAACCCGGGCCCAGGCGGCCCGACCCUGCCGCGUGCGCGGCCCGGGCCCGGGCCCGGGCGGGGAGCCAGGCCAGGGCGCCCGGUCGAGGGCACCCGAGGGCCCGGCCGACUCCCCUCCCGUGCGCGCACCCCGCGAUCCGCCAGCCCCGCAGUGUCUCGCGUGGGGCUGCGCUUUCCACUCCCCUCACGCCGACGUCGCGAAGGGAGAGGAAAUCAUCCUCAGGAGGCGAUUUGCCUUUGAGGAAGAUGGAGAGGCGCAGAGAGAAGCGCCUAGAAACGGCAUUGAUUUAGACAUCAAUCCUGGCCGGCUCCCUCCGCCUCCCGAGCCACGGGGCCGCGCAGCCCCCUCCCCGGGAAGAGGCUCGCCUCCGGGCCGGAGGCCGGCCGGCUCCGCCGGGCUGGCGAGGCUGGGCCGACAGCCGCACCAGGGCACGGCCGGCCGGGGGAGCCCCUCGCCGCCACCCCGCGCCCGCGGCCUCGACGCCCGCCUCUGCGCCGCGGGAGCGGCCGGCGCGAGCACCGCUCCGCCGCGGCCAACAGGUCUCCCGAGUCUCUCCCGAGUCAGGAGCGCCGCCGCAUCCUCUCUCCCAGCCCCGGCGGCCCGACGCCCUCGGAGCCCGGGUUCUCCAGAAGCGGCCAAACCACCUGUGUCUGGCCGGGCCCGAACCCGGGCCCCGGCGCUAUUGCGAGUGGCCCGCGGGGACCGCGUCCGGCUCCCCCAACCACCACGGCCCCCACAGCUACGAAAUCGCCGCCCGUGA